Canariomyces notabilis is the source of this 963-nucleotide messenger RNA. RefSeq lists its product as uncharacterized. The record is from RefSeq and is a predicted model, not a curated record. Lineage: Eukaryota; Fungi; Ascomycota; Sordariomycetes; Sordariales; Chaetomiaceae. The transcript has a single exon. Gene Ontology annotation, cellular component: nucleus. The annotation marks the transcript as partial.
ACUCCUCCCUCUAGUCCUACAAAAUCCCGACCAGGCCUCGUCUCCCCUAAGAAGCUGCCACGGAUCCCUGCCACACCACACCGCCCCAGCUCCGACAUCUUCUGGAGCCGAGAAUUUGUUGAUGAAUGGAACGACGAGCACUCGCCGCGAAAGCAACUGUUCCCCGAUGCUGCUGCAGCCAAGAAGAAGCGAGUGAAUCAGAGCAGCCCCGAAAAGAUGUCAGGAAAGAGUGUAUGUGGCGAGAGAGUACCAGGCCGCGGCGCGGAGAAGAAGGCCUUCGAGAAAGCAAGACAAGACCUGGCCGACAAGUUCCUCAAGGAACUUGACGCGGUGAUCACUAACGGCAGAUUGGCCGAGUUGACUGCCCCAACAGGGGGCAUCCGGAUAUUCUGGUCGAAUAAGCUGAACAAAACCGCCGGCCGUGCCCACUGGAAGUGCGAGCGGGUCCGGUCUGCUGUCCCAGGAGAAGACAAGGUCAUACAUCACGCUUCGAUUGAGCUCGCCGAGAAGAUAAUCGACGACGAGCACCGCCUUCUCAACACGCUCGCUCACGAAUUCUGUCACCUCGCCAACUAUAUGAUCAGCGGCAUCACCACUAACCCCCAUGGGCAAGAGUUCAAGGCUUGGGGGGAAAAGUGCUCCCAGGCCUUCGGGAACAGGGGCGUUGUGGUCACGACCAAGCACUCGUACGACAUUGCCUUCAAGUUUGUGUGGGAAUGCGUCGGGUGUGGCAUCGAAUACAAACGGCACUCCAAGAGUGUCGACCCGGCCCGGCACCGGUGCUCGCAAUGCCAGAGCGAGUUGAAGCAGACAAAGCCCGUGCCGAGACGGAAGAAGGAGGAUGGGUCCCCUGCGAAACAGAGCGAAUGGCAGAUUUUUAUGAAGGAGCAGAUGCCGCUCAUCAGGGCCGAGAACCCCAAAAUGCCGCUGAAGGACAUUAUGAGGAUUGUGGCAGCCCGAUGG